AUGGCUUCAUCAAGUAGUGGUGGUGUUCCACCGGGGUUCCGGUUCCACCCGACCGACGAAGAGCUUCUUCAUUACUACUUGAAGAAGAAGAUUACAUUUCAAAAGUUUGACAUGGAGGUGAUAAGAGAGGUGGAUUUGAACAAGAUAGAGCCAUGGGACCUGCAAGAGAGAUGCAGGAUUGGAUCGACGCCUCAGAAUGAAUGGUACUUCUUCAGCCACAAGGACAGGAAGUAUCCCACAGGGUCAAGGACAAAUAGGGCGACGAAUGCCGGGUUCUGGAAGGCAACAGGGAGAGACAAAUGCAUACGAAACACCUUCAAGAAGAUUGGUAUGAGGAAAACUCUUGUUUUCUACCGAGGAAGAGCUCCCCACGGCCAGAAGAGUGACUGGAUCAUGCACGAGUAUAGGCUUGAAGAUGGUGAUGAUCCUCAAGGAAACAACACUGAAGAUGGCUGGGUAGUUUGCAGGGUGUUCAAGAAGAAGAAUUUAUUCAAAGUUGGACAUGGAAAUGGAGGAGGAGCUAGCAUGGCCUCUGAUCAGCUCAACAACACAUCAAACACCAAUCAACUGCGUACCCUCAUGCACAGGGACAGCCAAUAUCUAAUGCGUCCACAACACACCCAUGGCAACCAACAAGCCUUUGAUCUCUACAAGUCCGAUCUUGCCUUAAACUAUUCUCACCUCCCUGCAGUGCCAUCAUAUCCACACACCCACAAGCCAAUGGGCUACCAUGACUUCUCUACUCUCCCUUCCGACUCCCCGCUAAUGGUGAAGCAACUCAUGACAAACCCUAGAGACUGCGAAAGUGCAGGCAGCGAGAGCCUCCGGUACCAAGCUUGUGAGCAAGGAAUGGAUGUUGGGACAUGUGAGCCUUCUCAAAAUAUGGUUGCAGCUGCAAGAGAUGAGAGUUUGAAUGAAUGGGGCAUGUUGGAUAGGCUUGUGACUACUCAUCUAGGUCAUGAAGACUCGGCCAAAGGCGGUGGGAGGUUUGAGGAUGCAAAUGCAUCUUCCAUGCACCAGAUUAAUCAGCUCUCACUCCGGGGAGAGAUGGACUUUUGGGGCUAUGGAAGAUAG
Messenger RNA from Cornus florida, 1074 nucleotides. Its product is annotated as protein BEARSKIN2. The transcript has 3 exons. Lineage: Eukaryota; Viridiplantae; Streptophyta; Magnoliopsida; Cornales; Cornaceae. The coding region runs from base 1 to 1074 and encodes 357 amino acids. Gene Ontology annotation, molecular function: DNA binding. The record is from RefSeq and is a predicted model, not a curated record. Gene Ontology annotation, biological process: regulation of DNA-templated transcription.